Messenger RNA from Vitis vinifera (wine grape), 1509 nucleotides. The record is from the annotation of a RefSeq genome assembly. NCBI's taxonomy places the organism in Eukaryota, Viridiplantae, Streptophyta, Magnoliopsida, Vitales, Vitaceae.
AUGGAAGGAGUUCAAAGAUAUUUUAAACUAGAUAGGUCUCGUCAAGAUGACUUCCUAUAUCCACUUAUCUUUCAGGAGUAUAUUUAUGCACUUUCUUAUGAUCAUGGUUUAAACAGAUCUAUUUUGUUGGAAAAUGUGGGUUAUGACAAUAAAUCCAGUUUACUAAUUGUGAAACGUUUAAUUACGCGAAUGUAUCAACAGAAUCAUUUGAUUUUUUCUGAUUCUAAUCAAAAUCCAUUUUUUGGACACAAUAAGAAUUUUUAUUCUCAAAUGAUAUCAGAGGGAUUUGGAGUCAUUGUGGAAAUUCCAUUUUCCCUACGAUUAGUCUCUUCUCUAGAAGGUAAAGAAAUAGCAAAAUCUCAUAAUUUACGAUCAAUUCAUUCAAUAUUUCCUUUUUUAGAGGACAAAUUCCCACAUUUAAAGUAUGUGUCAGAUAUACUAAUACCCCACCCCAUCCAUCUGGAAAUCUUGGUUCAAGCCCUUCGUUACUGGGUGAAAGAUGCCUCUUCUUUGCAUUUAUUACGAUUCUUUCUACACGAGUAUCAUAAUUGGAAUAGUAUGAUUACUCCAAAGAAAUCAAUUUCCAUUUUUUCAAAAAGGAAUCAAAGAUUUUUCUUAUUCCUAUAUAAUUUUCAUGUAUGUGAAUACGACUCUAUCUUCAUUUUUAUCCGCAAUCAAUCUUAUCAUUUACGAUCAACAUCUUAUGGAGCCCUUCUUGGGCGAAUAUUUUUCUAUGGAAAAAUAGAGCAUUUUGUCGAAGUCUUUGCUAAUGAUUUUCAGACAAUCUUAUGGUUGUUCAAGAAUCCUUUCAUGCAUUAUGUUAGGUAUCAAGGAAAAUCCAUUCUGGCUUCAAAAGGGGCGCCUCUUCUGAUGAAUAAAUGGAAAUAUUACCUUGUCAAUUUCUGGCAAUGUCAUUUUUACGUGUGGUCUCAACCAGUAAGGAUCCAUAUAAACCAAUUAUCCAAGCAUUCCCUCGACUUUCUGGGCUAUCUUUCAAGUGUGCGACUAAAUCCUUCAGUGGUACGGAGUCAAAUGCUAGAAAAUGCAUUUAUAAUAGAUAAUGCUAUUAAGAAGUUCGAUACUAUAGUUCCAAUUAUUCCUAUCAUUGGAUCGUUGGCUAAAGCGAGAUUUUGUAAUGCCUUAGGGCAUCCCAUUAGUAAGCCGUCCUGGGCCGAUUCAUCAGAUUAUGAUAUUAUCGACCGAUUUGUGCGUAUAUGCAGAAAUAUUUCUCAUUAUCACAGUGGAUCCUCAAAAAAAAAGAAUUUGUAUCGAAUCAAAUAUAUACUUCGACUUUCUUGUGCUCGAACUUUGGCUCGUAAACACAAAAGUACUGUACGUGCUUUUUUGAAAAGAUUAGGGUCGGAAUUUUUGGAAGAAUUCCUUACAGAGGAAGAACAAGCUCUUUCUUUAAUCUUACCAAGAGUUUCUUCUACUUCGCGAAGCUUAUAUAGGGGACGUUUUUGGUAUUUUGAUAUUAUUUGUAUCAAUGAUCUAGCCAAUCAUGAAUAA